Messenger RNA from Schistosoma mattheei, 3828 nucleotides. Lineage: Eukaryota; Metazoa; Platyhelminthes; Trematoda; Strigeidida; Schistosomatidae. The record is from the annotation of a GenBank genome assembly.
AGUUCAGCGGGCUAUUGGAAAUUACGAGUUUAAGCGAUGUUGGCUGACGGUUUCCCCCCAGGUAAAAUGGAUUGUUCAAAUGGUUGUCCCAUUUCGGAGAAGGUACGCUCUAUCGUGUACUGGCGGCAACCAAUUGUAACAGGCGUCAUACUGACUCUCUUGCUGAUUGUCGAAUUUAGUUUUAUGUGUCUUUCUGCAAUCUCCUUCAUUGCUUAUGUCGGAUUAGCCCUUCUUGUUUCCGUUAACUUAUUGCGUAUGUAUUAUCACUUUGUGGCUAAAACAGAAAAUAAUUUUGUCAGGGAAUAUCUAGAACGAGAAAUCACUGUGCCACAAGAUAAAGCGGAGAAAGUUUCUCGACGUCUCACCGAAGUUUUAAACAAAGGGUUAACACGCACUAGAGAAAUAUUCUUACUCACGGACCCCGCCGCAUCUGUGAAAUUCGCUGUACUGUUAUAUCUACUGACAUACAUUGGUGCGCAGUUCAACUUCCUAACUUUAUGCAUACUAUUCACUUUUGGCGUCUUUUGUGUGCCGAAGUUUUAUGAGCGCUACCAAGUAAGUUUUUCCCCCAGAAAUUACAUAUAUACCACGUAAUGAAAUUAUUAACUAAACUAUGCGUGUUAAUAUGUUUGUUAUGUGCCUGAUCGUACGUUGUAGCUGACUGACUGAAUAUGUUUAUUAUCUGGUGAUCGACGUAUAUCGAACAAUGUGAUGUUAAACUUUAUCUCGUGAUUUCGAGUUGUCAUUUGAUCGCUUUUAUUUCUCAACAUCUAUCAUCCCUCUUGGUUGAGCUCAUUUCAUUUAUAUAUUUGAACACAUAAACAUUAGUACAAACGGUCACCGAAUACAUAUGCGCCACACAAGUCGCUUGAUUUGUGUAUGGGCUGUGAUACUGCUCGGGUGCUAAGAUCGAAGCAGGUGGUUUUCUUCCGAAGCCUUCUACCUAAAGGUCUGAUCCACAAGGCAGUGGAGCAACAUCAGGAGAUGCAGUGGCAUAACAGCCGGUGACCAAUAAUUGGUUCAUACGCCAUUUGUUCCCUCAGAAUCCUGGAGCCCAUGUGCACCAUUGGUUUGGAAUCAGUGUUUUCCAACUCCCCUAGGUGAAUCCUCUAUAUCCAUCAACCCAGUUAAAGCGCCGGACAUUCGCUUUUUGUAAACAAUACCCCCGCCGUGAGAACGUUCGUUUACCAGGUGCAGAUCCGUAUAUUUAGUUUCGAGCCUCACUUUGUGUGGAGACCAGUGACACUACCUCGUUGCUCAGACUAAAAUAGGUGGAGCAACCUUCGAACCUGGGGCUUGUCAAUUGAAGCUCAAAUGUCGUAGCCACUUCAGUUUACAAUAUUUUAACGUUUUACCCAUAUUGCGUUAACCGUCUUUACUCUUUUGUUAGUUUUAAUUGAUUCAUCAUAUUUACGUUUCUCCUCAAGGACAUGACCUCUUGAUCAUAGUGUAUUUCUAGCACCCAUCAUUAUAAAUAUACCUAACCCAAAGGUUUUUCAUACACUGUCUAAAUAUGACUUACGUAUAUCUCUUUGUUACCUAAAUUAUGCCGAAAGUUUAUAAUGCACUCAUCUAUUAAACUUUUGGGUAUUUAGAGAUAUUCAGAAUCCUCUGUUUCAAAUGUAUCGCGACCAUUAUUCAGAGAUGUUCAUGUUUGAUUCUUUUUACUCACGGAUUUAAUAUGAUUAUGAACUUGUGCUCACAAAUGCAGGGAAUAACAGUCUAUCCGAUGAUUCCGUCUGUCCAAUGGAAAUUAUUGCUAUAAUUGUAGAUUUAGCUGAGCUUUUAUGAUAAUACAUUACUAAUUAGUUAUACUCGUUUUCAUCUGAGAGAUUUUCUAUUUACAAUAUUUCUGGUAUAAAACAGACUUAGUCUUUAAGUUGAAGUAUUAUUUCUCAAAAUAAUUUAAACAGGUUGAACUUUGAAUUCAUUUUGUGUCAGUCUUCCUGUUUAUUGAUAUAAUGGUAAUUUUCAGAACAUAGUUGCAGGUUCAAGGAUUCUUUUCACCUAGUUCAGAUUUAGACAGCUAGAUACUAUCAUUAGGAGCAUGUACACAUAAAAGCACUUAGUUCGAAGUUCAGUACAUGUACCUAGACUUAACACAUAAGUUAUGUUAACACUAUUUUGUAAUGCUGAUUGCAACAUAGUUAACCAGAUGCGUUAAUUCUUCAUCGUCUAGAUUUUAUAUUCCAGUACUUCGUUCCACCACACUUUUUCAUUCCUUCUCGAACCAUAUUAUCGCUGUUUAUUCCCUCCCAUUAUAAUUACUUCCACAUUAUAUCCAUUUCUUUUGAAUCCAUCUUGUUAGUUUCAUUUUGUUUCUUUUCUUUGUCUUCUCCCACAUUCUAAGAUUCUGCAUUUCUCAUAAACUUUGCUUGUUUGUUUAUUUCACUAGUUUAUAUUUUUUGGGAUUACAUCUCCGAUCUUUCAUGUUUUCUAUUACCACUGAUGCUGUUACUACCUCUACUAUGGGAUUUGACCUAAUAAUUCCAUCUGUCCGUGCUUAUGCGGCAUGGCCCAUUGAACCGAUGUACGUACGCGCCAGGUUCUACGUUGCAACUGACUGUCUGUCUUUCUGAUGUGAUAUGUCAAUAUGUCCCGGGCUAUAUGUUAAUUAUUACUGGAUGACUAUAAAAAAGUAAUUCUCCAUGUUUUUUGAGGUGGUAAAAACUCUCUUUUUAUUUGUGAAUUCCAGCCGGAAAUCGAUAAAAUGAUUGAGCUAGCUAAGUCAAAAGUAGAUAUGGUAUCAUCGCAGGUUAAAACGCAUCUCGAAAAGUUACCAAUUAUUGGCGGUGGUCGAAAGGAAAAAACACAAUAAGUUGCCUAUUUUCCAACUACAAUGAUCAUACCGAGUCGUUCCAAAUUCUAUGAACAACGAUAAAUUUUUUCCAAAGCUAACUUACAAUAAUUCUUUUUCUUAUAUAAAUAUGACAAAUGAAACUGUAAAGCAUGUAAGAAGUAUAAUAGUUUUGUGCUCUUCCUCUCUCUAAUUUAUAUUACGUAAAUUUUUUCUACCAAUUUUCAUACUUCAUACUUUUAUGUUUAAAUAAAACUAACUCCUUUCAAACCUCGUUAUUCAUCUCAUAAAGAGAAAAUUUAUGUUGUCAUAAAUGUUUGUCAAGAUGCUUUUUGUAGUUGGUUUCUGCUUCAAAACCCCAAGUUUAUUUGUUUGUGUAGAAGGAAGAGGAAAUUGGAUUGCAAGAACUGCUCAUUCUUUUGUUUAACUGAUCAGUAUUCACCGUCAUCAUCAUCUCUUCUUUUUUCCACUGUGUUUAGAUUACUAUUUAUUGUAAUAAAUUUCUGAUUUCUUUCUUUUUACACCAUUAAACAAAAAACUUCCUAUCAUAUUAUUUUCAAGCGUUUCUCGGGAUUUUGUUUUCGUAUAGUUAAGCAAAACUUUGUACCUAUGCUAAUAGUGUUUGCUUCUAGCUAUACACAGACAAGCAGCUUCAGUCAGUUUAGCGUACUUUCUUUGACUUGUGUCGUUACUUCUCUCCAUGGUGAACCCCAUUUGUUGUUGUUUACAGUUUUUAUUGUCUUGUUUAUCACUCCUUUUUGCUGGCUUCAUUUAUAUCUGGUUAUUCGUUAUUUUACCGUGUAUCACUCACCACUCAAAUGUGUUUUUUCCCGUUUUUUGCGAAGAGCAUUUAAUGACACAUUAGUAAUAACACACUAUCGAUGUUGCAUUGUAAUACUGACUGUUCGACUGGUUAUUGUUAAAUGCUGAGUGAAAUGUCGGUCUUUUUUGUAAGCGUUUUUUAAUUUGCAUAAUGCGUGUUCUCAUUCGAAACCCUUUACCAAAAAUAGAUAUGGUUCAUAAUUUAUUGC